This is a messenger RNA of Polyodon spathula (Mississippi paddlefish), 5562 nucleotides long. It is a transcript of the gene ercc6, whose product is annotated as excision repair cross-complementation group 6. Gene Ontology annotation, cellular component: nucleus. The record is from RefSeq and is a predicted model, not a curated record. Gene Ontology annotation, molecular function: ATP binding; ATP-dependent chromatin remodeler activity. Lineage: Eukaryota; Metazoa; Chordata; Actinopteri; Acipenseriformes; Polyodontidae. The transcript has 21 exons. Gene Ontology annotation, biological process: transcription-coupled nucleotide-excision repair. The coding region runs from base 461 to 4882 and encodes 1473 amino acids.
UUAGCGGUAAGGUUUGUGUUGAUGAAACAGCGUAAAUUGAUAAAUUGAGCAGAUGUAGUGCGAUUUAUAGAAAUGAUGUUUUGACGAUUAUACUUUAUAUCUGGUGAAGUGGUAGAUAUUUCAGCGAACAUGUUAGUUGGACUAAAAAAAAAAAAAAAAAAACAGCAGUGGACUGUAUCAACAGUCGUCAUUGUGUGUGUCAAUUAGUCAAACACUUCUUGUGUAAAUUUGUUUUAAUUGGAUGAUACAAACAUGUCGUGUCACAUCAUUAUGGAGCAGUUCGUCCAUAGUUAUUAAAUACAGACCAACGCUAGUGUGAGAGCAUGAAUAUUGAACUCAGAAUCACAGUCAAUCCCCAUGUCCCCUCCACCGUAUUGGUGGUGCUUGAGCAUAUUCUACAUAAAGUAUGUAAUAAUGCAUCUACGAGGAAAACAGUGAACAUUGGACUAAUGUGUUUUGAAUGAUGCCUUUGUGGCAGAGGAAAGACGUGGGAGCUCUGAAGAAACCCAGUGAUCUAGAAAUGCCAGUAGGUGGUACAGAGGAUCAAAGCAGCUCCACAUUGUCAAACCCCAACAGUGCUACCAACUUACAAGAGCCAGAGAUAAAACAGGAACAUGGGUACAAUGGUGAAAGUCUGGACUGUUCCUUUCCAAGCACCAGUGGUGCUGAAAAGCCGUCAUUUUCCUUUACUGAAGUGGCAGUGGAGGUGUCUAAAAAGGCACAGCCCUCAUUGCAGAUUGACAGGCAGCAGAUUCAGGCAGUGGAGAGAAGUGACCAAGCUGCAGAGCUGCAAGGGCUGGGAGUUGACGUGUAUGACCAGGAUGUGUUGGAACAAGGGGUGCUCCAGCAGGUGGACAGAGCAAUAAGUGAAGCAAACCAGGCUGCCAAAAGAGCAGAAGCUGAAAAGGAGUAUGAAGAGCUUUUAGAUGAAUUGAGGUCAUGUUCAGCCGCUUUAAAGCAUGUCAAUAAGAUUAUUGAACAGCUUGCUCCUCAUGCUGCCACCAGCAAAGAUAUCCAUCGAAAAAUUGAGUCUGUGAAACGACAGAAAGAAAACAAGGAGAAGCAGCUUAAAAAGAUAAAAGCCAAACAAAAGCGUCUCCAUGUGGUUCUCGGCGGUGAAGAUAGUGAGAACAUUGAGGCUGAAUUACAAGAUGAGGAGGAUGAAGAGCCGGGACCCUCCUGCCUUGGCAGUAUGUUAAUGCCAGCACAGGAAACAGAAUGGGAGGAACUAAUUCGGACUGGCCAGAUGACCCCUUUUGGCACAAAGAUUCCCCAAAAGCAGGAGAAGAAGGAGCCCCGAAAGAUCAUGCUUAACGACAUCUCUGGCUUUGAGAAGUACCUGGCAGAUCAGGACAAGAUAGCGGUGGAAAGAAAAAAGCCACAUGUCGGCAAGAUGGCAAAGAAAACGACUGGGACCAAAGCUGACCACAAAAAGAGGACCUCCCAAGAGAAAAGCAAAGAAAAUGGAAAAAUGUCAAGCAAAGAUAAACAGCUGAAGAAGCGCUUGCAGAGGUUACAGAAUAACGCACUGAAAAUGAAAUUUAAAGCAGGAGUUAAGGAAGAGAAGCAUGUGCACACCCCAAAAAGCAAGUUCAAGGGAGACCACGGAUCUGAGAGUGAUGAGUCAGAGUAUGUGCCAAGUGAUGAGUUGUUUGAUCCAGAGAAAGAGGAUGAGUUAUAUAUUGAUGGUGAUGAAGAAUUUGAACUGAAACCAUAUGCAAAAAAGAAGCAACUUGCUGCAAGGAAACCAAAAGAAGAAAAUGAUUCUGAUUAUUUUCCUAGCAGUUCGGACGAUGAAGACCCCAAGAAAAAGAGUCACAUGAAAAGAUGUAAAGAUGACGGGAAUAUUGAGUUGUAUAAGCAAAGAAUAAGGAGGUGGAAGCGGCAGAGACUCAGAGAGAAAGAGGAGCGUAGAGUGGCAGGUGAAGAAGACUCUGAAGACAGUGAUGCAGAGUUUGAUGAAGGCUUCAAAGUGCCCGGAUUCCUCUGGAAAAAGCUGUUUAAGUACCAACAGACAGGUGUCAGGUGGCUAUGGGAAUUGCACUGCCAGCAGGCAGGAGGAAUUCUGGGAGAUGAGAUGGGAUUGGGUAAGACCAUCGAGAUAAUUGCCUUCCUGGCAGGCCUGAGCUACAGCAAGAUCAGGACGCGUGGAUCGAAUUACAGAUAUGCUGGAUUGGGUCCUACUGUGAUUGUCUGUCCAGCCACAGUGAUGCACCAGUGGGUUAGAGAGUUUCACACAUGGUGGCCUCCAUUUAGAGUUGCUGUCCUCCAUGAUACUGGCUCUUUCACUAGUCAAAAGAACAAACUUAUCCCUGAAAUUGUGGCCUGCCACGGGAUUCUGAUCACCUCCUAUUCCUACAUUCGGAUUAUGCAAGAUUACAUUCAGAAAUACGACUGGCACUAUGUGAUUCUUGACGAGGGGCACAAAAUACGUAACCCAUAUGCAGGUGUAACAAUUGCAUGUAAACAGUUCCGCACACCACAUCGCUUCAUUCUUUCUGGUUCUCCAAUGCAGAAUAACUUGAAAGAACUCUGGUCCCUGUUUGAUUUUGUUUUCCCAGGAAAGUUAGGAACACUUCCUAUCUUUAUGGAGCAGUUUUCAGUCCCUAUUACUAUGGGAGGAUAUUCAAAUGCAUCGCCAGUUCAGGUGCAGACUGCAUAUAAAUGUGCUUGUGUUCUACGAGAUACCAUAAACCCAUAUCUUCUUCGAAGAAUGAAGGCAGAUGUUAAAAAAAAUCUCUCCUUACCAGACAAAAACGAACAGGUGCUCUUUUGUCGGUUAACAGAUGUCCAGCGCCAAGUCUACCAAAACUUCAUUGAUUCCGGUGAAGUUUAUAAGAUCCUGAAUGGAGACGGAAAGGUUUUCUCUGGCCUGAUUGCCUUGAGGAAGAUCUGUAAUCACCCUGACCUAUUUUCUGGUGGCCCUAAAAUCUUGAAAGGAAUGCCCGACGAUCAAUUAACAGAGGAAGAACAUUUUGGCUUCUGGAAGCGGUCUGGAAAGCAGAUAGUGGUGGAGACUCUGCUUCGCCUUUGGCACAAGCAGGGCCAUCGAGUGUUGCUCUUUUCACAGUCAAGACAGAUGCUGGAUAUCCUGGAGAUAUUUGUCAGAGAAAACGGCUAUUCUUACCGCAAAAUGGAUGGGACCACAACAAUAGCUUCAAGACAGCCUCUUGUAAGAGAGUACAAUGAGGAUACCUCCAUAUUCGUGUUCCUUCUUACCACCAAAGUGGGUGGCAUAGGUGUGAACCUGACUGGAGCUAACAGGGUUAUUAUUUAUGAUCCUGACUGGAACCCUAGUACAGACAUCCAGGCUCGUGAGAGAGCCUGGCGGAUAGGCCAGGAGAAGCAAGUGACUGUUUACAGGCUUCUGACAGCUGGGACUAUUGAAGAGAAGAUCUACCACAGACAAAUCUUUAAGCAGUUCCUCACAAACAGAGUGCUUAAGGACCCAAAGCAACGGCGUUUUUUCAAGUCCAAUGACAUUUAUGAGCUUUUCACACUGAGCAGUCCUGAUGGCUCCCAGGGAACUGAAACUAGUGCCAUCUUUGAAGGCACUGGUUCAAUGGUCGAGGUACCAAAGAGGCUUAAAAAAGCUAAAAAGACGAAGCCAUCAACACCAACCAGAAACUUCCUUAAGCAAAAUACAUGCACAAGUCAACACAAAAUGAGAGAAACUCUGGAAGUGUCAUUGUCUGAUAAAGCUGAAAAUGUUGGUGCUAAUGGUUCUAAAGUGACUAUGACAGAACAUGAAAAUGUGACCAUUGCUAAUGAAAAUGGCAGCUACAACGAUGGUUUUAAAGAGGAAACCAAUACUUCAGUUAUUGAACAGGCUUUGGCUUCUAGUGAUAAUUGUGGACAGGCUGCUGAUGUGCCAUCAAACAAUGUACAGAACACAAUAAAACUGCACAGUGACCCAGACAAAAUCUGUCCCCAGAAACAGAAAGAGAAAAAGAAGCACUGUACAGCUGAAGGAGAGAAACAGCUUUCAGAGGCAGCAGCGCACAAGCACAGAAAAUAUAAGCGUUCAGAAGAUGCCAGGUUUGAAGGGCACCGCAUACCACAUUUAGUUAAAAAAAGAAGGCACAACAAAGAUGAUGACACUGAAGCUAAUGAAGAUCGGAAAAAGAGUGAUGAUUAUGUCUUGGAAAAACUUUUCAGAAAGUCAGGUAUACACAGUGUGAUAAAGCAUGAUUCCAUCAUGGAGGCCUCUAACCCAGACUAUGUGUUAGUGGAAGCAGAAGCUAAUAGAGUGGCCAAAGAAGCUUUGAAGGCACUGAAGGUCUCACGGCAGCGUUGCCUGGGAGCGUCUUCUGGCGUGCCAACAUGGACUGGCAACAACAGUCUACCGGGAACACCAGCUGGUGGAAAAAAAAGGUUUGGUCAGAAGAAAAACCCUAUGUUGGCUGUCCCAACUUCAGUUACCACAACCACUCCAGAGAAAUGCAAGGAUGCUUCCUUCAUUAAGAAAUCUGGAGUGAAGAAACAUUCUUCUGGUGAUCACUUUAGCGGGGAGGGAAUAGAGGAAGAAUCCAGUUCCACUGCUCUAUCUUCAUCUGCACUACUGGCAAAAAUGAGAGCCAGGAACCACAUGACCCUGUCCCAGGCCAUUGAAGACGAGGAGGAUCAGAAUAUACAGCAAGCAUCUUCAGCACCACUGGCUCCAACUGAACAUGAUGAACUGCUGGUGGACUUGAGGAACUUUAUUGCAUUCCAGGCUGAGGUGGAUGGACAAGCUACAACUCAGGAAGUACUGCAAGAGUUCAGUCCAAAGCUGUCUGCUUCCCAGGCAGUAGUUUUCCGAGAAUUGUUAAGAAACAUUUGUAACUUCCAUAGGAAUCCUGGUAAAGAGGGUGUUUGGAAACUUAAACCAGAAUUCAGGUGACUUUUCUAUGCAGCUUUGUUUGUUGUUGUUUUUUUAAAUUAUUAUUACAAGUGUUUUACUGGCAAAUACUUGAAACUGAGGCUGCAUUCACACUGGGUCCAUUUCAAACAAACUCGGUUUGGUUCAUUUUGUUUGAAACAUGGUAUCAAUGUGCUUGCUGCACACUUAUAAAGAUAAAGUUCACUUUUUUUGGUCCCCUUCCAUUAUUUUCAGGACUGAGUUAAUUUGUGUUCACAAUGCAGAUUUCAAGUGCACUCGGCUCUUUUCUAUGGUGUGUGAACCAGAUGUUUACAAUAUCCUAGGCAUAUUGAAAGAUGACAGCUGUUGAUAUAGUGCUCCGGUUUUUAAUAUAGCAUGUUUUAGAUUCUUACAUAUUGCUAGGUGAGCAUUUCACUAAUUUAAUGAAUACAUUUUAAGUCUUAAGAGUUUAGUCCAGUUCGGCAAGAUUGUGGUGUCUAACCAAAUUUUCUACCAGAGCUUCGGUUUCUCCCACUGUCCAUGUAGUUUAGGAUUACCAGAUUUCCACAGUGAAAAACACGAAGGUUAUUUUUUUCUUCUUUAAUUUACAGUAUAUAAAAUAACACAAUAAUAGUUUAAAAAUGAAACAUCAGGUGAAUUUAUUACAGAUGAUAACAACUCAUUAUUUUCUUAUGUUGUCAUCUAGUCAAAACAUGUUAAAG